Messenger RNA from Carassius carassius (crucian carp), 1782 nucleotides. RefSeq names its product nucleoporin SEH1. The record is from RefSeq and is a predicted model, not a curated record. Gene Ontology annotation, molecular function: structural molecule activity; protein binding. Gene Ontology annotation, cellular component: Seh1-associated complex; nuclear pore outer ring. Gene Ontology annotation, biological process: cellular response to amino acid starvation; positive regulation of TORC1 signaling. The coding region runs from base 140 to 1195 and encodes 351 amino acids. The transcript has 8 exons. NCBI's taxonomy places the organism in Eukaryota, Metazoa, Chordata, Actinopteri, Cypriniformes, Cyprinidae.
UCUGGUACACAUGCUUUCCUACUCCAACGUGAUUGGACCGUUUUCAACCUCGCAUUUAAAAAAUGAAGGGAAGUUCACACGUUCGUGUUGACUUCCCGCGUGCCAUUACCAGGAGGAGUAACGUUAGAAAAGGCAAAAGAUGUUUGUCGCGCGCAGCAUCGCAGCCGAUCAUAAAGAUCUGAUCCACGAUGUUUCUUAUGACUUUCACGGGCGGAGAAUGGCGACGUGCUCCAGCGACCAAAGCAUUAAGGUGUGGGAUAAGGGAGAUAACGGAGAAUGGAACUGCACAGCCAGCUGGAAAACUCACAGUGGCUCAGUUUGGAGAGUGACCUGGGCCCAUCCAGAGUUUGGACAGGUGUUGGCGUCCUGCUCCUUUGAUCGUACUGCGAUUGUAUGGGAGGAGAUUGUUGGAGAGUCCAAUGACAAACAACGAGGACAAAGCCACUGGAUAAAGAGAACCACACUUGUGGACAGUCGGACAUCUGUGACUGAUGUGAAGUUUGCCCCGAAGCACAUGGGCUUGAUGCUGACCACAUGCUCUGCAGACGGUGUGGUGCGAAUCUACGAGGCCCCUGACGUGAUGAACCUGAGCCAGUGGUCCCUGCAGCACGAGAUCUCAUCCAAACUCUCAUGCUCCUGCAUCUCCUGGAACCCUUCCAGUUCUCGAGCUCAUUCACCUAUGAUUGCAGUGGGUAGUGAUGACAGCAAUGUGACGUAUGGCGGCAAGGUUCAGAUAUACGAGUACAAUGACGUUACAAGGAAAUAUGCCAAAGCAGAGACACUGAUGACCGUUACAGAUGCUGUACAUGAUAUUGAAUUUGCUCCCAAUCUGGGACGGUCUUUCCACGUGCUUGCUAUUGCCACCAAAGAUGUGCGCAUCUUCAAACUGGUUCCACUUCGAAAGGACAGCUCUUCUUCAGCGCCCACUAAAUUUGAGGUGCAGGUGCUGGCCCAGUUUGACAGUCAUAACUCUCAGGUGUGGCGUGUCAGCUGGAACAUCACCAGUACACUUCUGGCUUCCUCUGGUGACGAUGGUUGUGUGAGACUCUGGAAAGCAAACUACAUGGACAAUUGGAAAUGCACAGGUAUUCUCAAGGGAGAUGGUAGUCCAGUGUCUGGUCAGCCUGGUUCUCUGAGCGGCUCUCUGGGUUCUGCUGCUGCACAGAGUGCUUUAAAUGGGGCCACUGGACGAUAGAUGCUAUAUGUCAGGACCACCUGGAGCUGAGCACUUCUGUGAGACUGGACUUCACACUGAGACAAACUGAUUUUGCUUGCUGGACAUGCAACAAUACUGACCUUAACAUGGUUCAUUGUUAAUAUUAUUUUACCUACCUUCAAGGAAUGCUCUUUAAGUUGAAUUUUUUUUCAGCCUAUAGAAUUAUGUUUUACUCCGAAAACAGACACAUGGUUUUUCUUAAUUUCAGAAUUUUGUAAAGACAACAUAUCUAUAUAGGAGUAUACGUUUCAUUUCAAGUGUUUUGUUGAUGUGAUAAAGGAAGCCAGUUGCUGCCAUUUACAAUAUUGCAAAAUAUUGGUCCAAUUGACUUCUCUUGUUAUUGUACGAGAAUCAGAAAGGUUAUUGUUUAAGCAACUGGGAUGUAUGAAGUAUGCACAAAUAUUUGAGCUUGUUUUAUUUGAAUUAUGCGUUUCUACUUCAUUAGUAACAGUACAGUAAUCCUUUCUAGAUUACUUUUGAUAGAUGAUUUGAUUUACAUGUAUGAUCCAAUGUUUCUGUGAAGAAAAGGGGGAAGUUGUAUUAAAUACCAUAGUUUGUAUACCAAA